Messenger RNA from Prunus mume (Japanese apricot), 1611 nucleotides. RefSeq names its product APO RNA-binding protein (DUF794) (gene APO4). The record is from RefSeq and is a predicted model, not a curated record. NCBI's taxonomy places the organism in Eukaryota, Viridiplantae, Streptophyta, Magnoliopsida, Rosales, Rosaceae. Gene Ontology annotation, molecular function: RNA binding.
UUGGACCCUCACUCUCUCAUACUCGGAGCUCCGGUUCCUAUACCCACAGAGACAGAGCCAAGCCGAAACCUUUGCCUUAUUUCCCACCUUCUCGCCCGAUCUCCCUUAUUUUUUCUUCUCCGUUUCUCAUUGCUUGCUUGGAUUCAGUCUUUGUAUCCAGAUGUGAUUUUAUAUGGUUUUGGCACAAAAGGAAAUUAUGGCACUGAGGAAGAAGUUGUUUGAGAGUUCCAAUUUCAAUGGCAAGAUUAUGUACACCUUUUCAAGGUAUUUUAGCUCAAACAAGAUGGACUUAAGGAAGCUAAAGCCUAUGAUUCAGAAGAGAAUCCAAGAACGGGCUAAGGAUUAUCCAGUACCAGGCAUGAUUCCAGUGGCCCAGGAGGUCCUUAAUUCCCGGAGGCUCCUUAUGCAAGGUGUCUCUACCCUCCUCAAAGUGUUACCAGUUAUGGCCUGCAAAUUCUGUCCAGAAGUAUAUAUAGGUGAGAAAGGCCACGUAAUUCAGACUUGUUGUGGUUUCAAACGUCGUGGCAAGAAUCGGGUUCAUGAAUGGAUAACUGGUGGUUUAAAUGAUGUGCUUGCUCCAGUAGAGGCAUUUCACCUGAAGCACAUGUUCCAGGAUGUUAUUAAGCACCAUCAGAGGUUUGACUUUGAACGUGUUCCUGCAGUUGUUGAGCUAUGCUGGCAAGCAGGGGCAAAUGAUGGAAAUCAGUAUUCAAAUUGGAGCCCAGAAAGUGAUUGUUGUAGUGUUGAUGGAGCUGAGUCUUUGUCACCUGAUGAACUGGUUAUGAUUGCCAGUGGAACUUUGAAGGCAUGGGAAGUUCUCAGAAAUGGCGUGGAGAAGUUAUUGAUGGUUUAUCCAGCAAAAGUGUGUAAACAUUGUUCAGAAGUUCAUGUAGGGCCUUCUGGGCAUAAGGCUAGGCUUUGUGGAAUUUUUAAGUAUGAGAGUUGGCAGGGAACGCACUUUUGGGGAAAGGCAAAUGUAGAUGAUCUUGUGCCUCCAAAGAUUGUAUGGCGGCGACGGCCUCAGGAUCCUCAAGUGCUUUUGAAUGAAGGGAGGGGCUUUUAUGGGCAUGCUCCAGCAGUAAUAGAACUGUGCACACAGGCAGGUGCCAUUGCACCCAGGAAGUAUCACUGUUUGAUGAAACUACAGGGUGUAGCUACACUUUGAAAUCAAAGUUUGUACCAUCCGAAAGAUCAAAUGUAAAUGCAGUUGAUUCCAAGGUGGGAAAUUGAAGCCCAGCAGGAGCUCCCUGGGAUCACAGAUGUGUGUAGAAUUGUUUAACCAUGACGUUUGAUGAUAUGAAGCGGGAAAUUGGAGCCCCACAGAAGCUCCCUUGUCAUCUGAUCUUAACCAUCAGAUGAAUGACGACGGGUCCAAGAUGGAACCCGCAAUGAAAUGGGGUCUAUUGCCCCCUUGACAUGGAUCAUGAAAGAGCCGAGGAAAUGUGUAGCUCUGCUUUUGCUAUGGGCACAGAAACAAGAUAUAGUGGAAAGAGUAAGAAAGGGGUUAAACUCAUAGGAAAUUAAGUUGUUAUUUUCUUGUACUUAAAUGAUCUUAUAGAUGGUUAAUACAACAUGUUAAAUAAUUAAAAUCCCUAACGGAAUCGAAUGCUC